Mercenaria mercenaria is the source of this 2370-nucleotide messenger RNA. Its product is annotated as microfibrillar-associated protein 1-like. Lineage: Eukaryota; Metazoa; Mollusca; Bivalvia; Venerida; Veneridae. The transcript has 10 exons. Bases 163 to 1494 code for a protein of 443 amino acids. Gene Ontology annotation, cellular component: U2-type spliceosomal complex. The record is from RefSeq and is a predicted model, not a curated record. Gene Ontology annotation, biological process: mRNA splicing, via spliceosome. Gene Ontology annotation, molecular function: RNA binding.
AAUUUCCGCGUUUUGCAGCGUUUAUUGAUUUAGAUCUGAAAAGUCCGACAAAAUUGUUAUUGCUAUGUAAAAAGCAAAUAAAUACAAAUACAGUUGUUUAUUUCCUGUUUUCACUCCUUUAGAGUCUUGUUCAUAGAUCUGAGACCAAGUACUUGAAGUAAAAUGGAUUCCGGACAAAAACCAACUGUUCCAAUUUUGUCCACAGCAGGGGCUGUUCCUGUGAAAACAGAGAAAGGUGUUUCUAUGCAAAAGGUGAAAGUUAACAGAUACGUAACAGGAAAAAGACCAGACUAUGCUCCAGACAGUAGCUCAGGAGAGAGUGAUGAAGAAUUCAUUCAGAAAAAACCUGGACAGAAACCAGUUGUUAAAGAAGUUGAAGAAGAGCCAGAAGAAAGUUUUGUGGAUCGGAGAUUGAGACGUCUACAAGAGGCACGGAAAUCUCGUGUUGAGGAAUCUGAUAGUGAUAGUGAUGAUGAUAGAGUCGCAAGACAUAGGAGACAGGUUAUAGAACCUGAAAUUAUUGCCGAGGGCACAGAUUCAGAGGAGGAGCGAGUGCGUCGCCGAGCAGCAGACGAUGACGAGAGUAGCGAGGAAGAGGAGGAACUUGAUGAUGAAGAAAUUGAACGUCGUAGAAACUUGUUGAGACAGAGAGCCCUGCAGCGUAAACAGGAAGAGGAUAUUUUAGAUCUGGAGGACGAAAAGCCAGGAGAAAGUGACGAAGAAUCCUCAGAAUAUGAAGAGUAUUCCGAUUCAGAAGAGGAGACUGGUCCUAGACUGAAACCAGUUUUUGUGAGAAAGAAGGACAGGUUCUCUGUACAGGACAAAGAGAGAAGUGAAGCUAAAGCAAAAGAACUUGAGGCUGAGGCUAAAAAGCUGGCUGAGGAGCGGAGAAAACAAACACUCAAGAUUGUGGAGGAAGAAAGAAGACGAGAGAUUGAGGCAGAGAAGGUAACUCAGGAUGCGUGUGAUUUACUUGAUAGCGGUGAUGAAAAUGACGAGGAGGCAUAUGAGGCGUGGAAAGUACGAGAAUUAAAGAGACUGAAACGUGAUCGAGAAGAACGAGAAAAUUUGGAGAAGGAGAAGUUAGAGAUAGAACGUAUCCACAAUAUGACAGAGGAGGAGAGAAGACAAGAAUUUCAACACAAUCCGAAACAACGCACAAACAAAGCUCCAAAGGGCAAAUACAAGUUUCUACAGAAGUAUUAUCACAGAGGUGCAUUCUUCAUGGAUCGGGAUGAUGACUCAUUUAAAAGAGAUUUUGCUCAGCCUACAUUGGAGGAUCAUUUCGAUAAAACAGUUUUGCCGAAAGUCAUGCAGGUCAAAAACUUUGGUAGAUCAGGGCGCACCAAGUACACGCAUCUUGUUGAUCAGGAUACAACACAGUUUGACUCACCAUGGGUGUCAGACACGGCUAUGAACAUUAAAUUUCACAAUCAGAAAGGCGGUGGUACAAAACAGAUAUUCGAUAGACCAAGUCAAAAGAAAAAGAAAUGAAAUGAAAAUGAGUGAUCUCCAUUGAAUAUACUGUAUAUAAGAAAAUGUUUUCUCUGUGAUUGAGAAGAGUGGCAUAAGCCAGUGAUACUUGUAUCGUGGAAGACCUUGGCAAAGUUCAUGGCUCCUUUUCUGGAAGAACUUCUUACAUUCAUUCUCAGUUGAUGGUUAAUCCAUGGAAUUAUUUUUUAAACACUUUGCUGAAAGUUUGUGCAAAUCAAUACAAGUUUUUUUAAAUCAAUCUUGUUUGCUUCUAAACUUCAAAUAGUGAAACAAUGUUCCUAUAAUUUCUUUAUACAAAAAAAGAGUGCAAGUGUCAGUGAACAUUUCUUCAAACAUUUAUAAAAUUAGCAGAUGAUGAAUUUGUUGUUCUCGUAAUGGGCAUAAUAAUUGGGAAAUUAUCCAGUUCUGCAGUAAUUUGGUGAGUGAAAGUAGAAUAUCUGUUAUAAAUAGGGAUGCAGUUUUUUGGAGAAAUUUAUGUUCAUAAAGAAAACCAGCAGAAAGUGAAAUAAUAAUUAUUUUUACACCAUAAUUUACUAGAAAGAAAGAUUACCGUAUGCAAGCUAGAUUUUUUUCAGGGAGGAAAUGAGCUGCACCAUGAGAAAACUAACAUAGUGCAUUUGCAACCAGCAUGGAUCCAGACCAGCCUGCGCUUCCGCGCAGUCUGGUCAGGAGCAGUGCUAUUCGCUUUCAAAGCCUACUGCAAUUACAGAAACUGUUAGCUAACAGCAUGCAGGCUGGUCUGGAUCCAUGCUGGUCGCAAAUGCACUAUGUUGGUUUUCUCAUGGUAUGGCUCAAAUGUUUACUUUCAAAAUAAGUAGUGCAGUAUCAGAUAUUUUGUAUUUCUAAAAAAAAAGAUGAGUAAAGUAUGAAUUUCUA